AUGGCGAGGGUUAAGGUCAGGAGUUUAGGCCAGCGUCCGGUGCGAUGCCGUCAGAGACCCGGGGCACGACGCGCCCGUCUGACUGCCCUCUGCCUGUCUCGCCCCCGUCGCCUGUCUGUGUGCGCAGUCCUCCGGGUGGAUGCCGACCUGCGGUGGAUGCGGGCAGGCUCCGUCAUGCGGAAGGUGAAAUCGCGCACCUGGAAGAAACAGCGCUACUUCCGCUUGCAGGAUGACUGCGCUACCAUCUGGUACAAGAGCGAAAAGGCAGGCAAUGCCCACUGCACCUUCUCCAUCAGCGAUGUGGAGACAGUUAGAGAGGGCCAUCAGUCUGAGGUUCUGCUCAGCAUUGCAGACGAGUUCCCCCCAGACCGCUGCUUCACGCUGGUGUUCCGUGGUCGUCGCGGGAACCUGGACCUGGUGGCGGAGUCGGCGGAGGAGGCGCAGUCGUGGGUGAGGGGUAUGCGCAAGCUCAUAGAGAACCUGGAGAGCAUGGGGGAGCAGGAGAAACUAGACCAGUGGAUCUGUGACUGGUUUAAGAAAGCGGACAAGAACGGAGACGGCAGGAUGAACUUCAAGGAGGUUCAAGACCUGCUGAAGAUGAUGAACAUGGACAUGAAUGAGCACCAUGCCAUGCGCCUGUUCACGCUAGCAGAUAAGUCGGAGUCGGGCACCCUGGAGGACGACGAGUUCGUGCUGUUCUACAAGCUGUUGACGGAGCGGCCGGAGGUGCGGCGGCUGUUCCAGCAGCACUCCAGUGAUGGGCACACGCUCUCGCUGUGGGACCUGGAGGUGUUCCUGCGGGAGGGCCAGUUGGAGCAGGAGAACUUGCGGGAGCACGCGGCUGAGCUUGUCCUGUGCUACGAGCCCUCCGACACAGCUAAGACGCGGCAGGCCAUGACCAUCGACGGCUUCCUGAUGUACCUGGGCUCCCCGGAGGGUUCUGUCUUCAACCCGUCUAGGAAGCAACUGUACCAGGACAUGAGGCAGCCCCUCUGCCACUACUUCAUCUGCUCCUCGCACAACACCUACUUGAUGGAAAACCAGCUACGGGGCCACAGCAGCGUGGAGGGCUACAUACGGGCUCUGUCGCGUGGGUGCCGCUGCGUGGAAGUGGACUGUUGGGACGGUCCGAACGGAGAGCCCAUCGUGUACCACGGAUACACUCUCACCUCCAAGAUCCUGUUCAAAGAUGUCGUCAGCGUAAUGGGCCAGUACGCCUUUAAGGCGUCCCAGUACCCGGUGAUCCUGUCCAUGGAGAACCACUGCAGUGUGGAGCAGCAGAGAGUGUUGGCCCACCACCUCACCUGCAUCCUGGGUGACAAACUGCUCCAGAAUGCCCUGGAGGGCAGGAGUGUCAGUGGCGGCCUGCCCUCCCCGGAGGACCUAAAGGGGAAGAUUUUGCUGAAAGGGAAGAAGAUUGGGGGACUCGGAGCAAGUGUCAGCGCAGUGGGUGAGGACUCCCCGGUGGGGGACGUCAGCGAAGAAGACGAGCGUUUAGAGAUGGAAGAGGAGAACCAUCACGACGACACCCUUCGCCGCAAAGCCAAGAGUUCCAACGAGCGCCUGUCAAAGGAGCUGUCGGACUGCGUGGUGUACUGCAAGAGCGUGCGCUUCAGCAGUUUCAAGCACGCGCGCAUCCACUCCAAGUUCUACGAGAUCUCCUCCUUCACCGAGUUCAAAGCCAAGAAGCACAUGAAGGAAGCAGGGGCAGAUUUUGUGCAUCAUAACUCCCGACAACUGACCCGCAUUUACCCAAGUGGCUUCAGAACUGACUCCUCCAACUUCAACCCACAGGAGAUGUGGAGCGUAGGAUGCCAAAUCGUCGCACUGAACUUCCAAACGGCUGGCGUGGAGAUGGAUCUGAAUGACGGUCUUUUCGGUCAGAACGGACGCUGUGGUUACGUGCUGAAGCCACUGUUCAUGCGCAGCGCAGAGAAGCAGUUCGAUCCGGAACAUCCGCAGAUGCUGGACAGAUCCGGACCCCUGACCCUCACCAUACAGGUGAUCAGCGGUCAGCAGCUGCCGAAGGUGAACCAGAAGGAGGGCUCUAUUGUGGACCCGCUGGUGCGCGUGGAGCUCCACGGAGUGCCACUGGACCAAGCCAAGCUGGAGACUCAUCACAUUGAAAACAAUGGCUUCAACCCUAUAUGGGACGAAACUCUGAAGUUCACCGUGCAUGUGCCUGAACUGGCUCUGGUGCGCUUUGUUGUGGAGGACUACGACAAAACUUCGAAGAACGACUUUGUGGGCCAGUUCACACUGCCUUUCUCAUGUAUACAGCAAGGAUAUCGCCACAUCCACCUCCUGUCAAAAGACGGCACCAAGAUACCCCCUUCCUCUCUCUUUGUUCACAUCAGGAUCACACAGAGAACUUAACACUCACAAACCAUGUUACAAGGCACACACACGCAGGGCUCUCACAGGCAAUUACAAGUUUUCGCAUUUAUCAUUGUCAAUACAGUCAAAAGAUGCAUUACCUAUGAUGCAUGCUGUACAAUAACCAGGAAAAGUCAAUUAGCUUUUUUAUGUUAAAUGUACAGCUGGCAUGAUUAAAUGUAACUGGGUACUGUAAUCCACAGGAUAAGUGGUGCGCCAAAUGAUUUUCUAGAUAUCGAUAUAUUCAUCGUUCUAAUGCCUGUGUCACAAAAGGAUUCCAAUGUUUAAUACGCUUCAGUGUCCAAUGGGAUAUCUUGUCUAUA
This is a messenger RNA of Electrophorus electricus (electric eel), 2699 nucleotides long. RefSeq names its product phospholipase C, delta 4a (gene plcd4a). The record is from RefSeq and is a predicted model, not a curated record. Gene Ontology annotation, molecular function: calcium ion binding; phosphatidylinositol-4,5-bisphosphate phospholipase C activity. Lineage: Eukaryota; Metazoa; Chordata; Actinopteri; Gymnotiformes; Gymnotidae. Gene Ontology annotation, biological process: intracellular signal transduction; lipid metabolic process. Gene Ontology annotation, cellular component: plasma membrane.